This is a messenger RNA of Spinacia oleracea (spinach), 1043 nucleotides long. RefSeq lists its product as uncharacterized. Lineage: Eukaryota; Viridiplantae; Streptophyta; Magnoliopsida; Caryophyllales; Amaranthaceae. The coding region runs from base 31 to 498 and encodes 155 amino acids. The record is from RefSeq and is a predicted model, not a curated record. The transcript has 2 exons.
CGUCGCUGAUCUUUGUUUUUCUGGUACUUUAUGGGUUCUUCUUUGUCUAGAACUCGAGGUGAUUCUGGGGUGGGAACUUCUGGUCAAAGAAUCCCCGAUUCCAACUGUGAUUGGGGAUCCAAGUGCAACUGUCCCAAUAACGAGCAUUCCUACUCCGCCGAAUAUAAAAACAAUCUGUAUUUGGCCCAAAAAGAAAAUACGAGUACUCGAAACUAUUUGGAAGAAUGGUUUCGGAAGAGGGAAGUGGAGCCAGGAGAGGAGGUUGAGUCAAAAUAUGACGAUCGGAAACCCACUCCCUCAGAUCUGCGUUUUUUCGGUGAAGGAGAUUCCGAUGAGGAACCAAGUGGGUCUGAUUCAUUUGAUCUGGUGUAUGUUGGAGAGUGUGAAAAUGAGAAUGGUGAUGCUGUUGGGUCUCCAGGACAACUUUCAUCUGGUUAUCCCUCCUCAAAGAAAGGAGAAAAGGGGAAAAAAUCGGCUUCAGCGUCUGAUGAUGCUUAGAUAAGUCUGUCUCCUUUCUCCCUUUUUUCAUUUUAUUGAAUGUUGGCUAGCUGUGGAGUCAUAAGGUGGAUGCCAACAACUGUGAUCUGUUGUUGGCCAGGGGUGUUGUUGUUUGGAUGAUGAUGUUGUGAUUAGUUGUAUGGAUGUUGAUGUUAGAUAAUGAUGUUAUGAUAUUGAUAUUGAUAAUGAUGAUUGGAUGAUGGUGUUUCCAUAUGGUUAUGAAAUUUUGUGGAAUGUUGUCUGUGUGAUGAACAUGAUUUGAUGGCUUAAUGUCCCCUGUUUUAUGGUAUGUUUUGUGUAUGAUAAAUAUGAUGCUUUGGUGAGUAUGAGAUUUGAUCAGUAUAACUAUGUUUUGGAUUAGUAAAGGCAUGAAAUGAAUAUAAUUUGGGGAUAGGGUUUGAGUUAUUUCAGUCCUCUCAGUGUGGCCUGGUGUUGAAUGCUUAAUGUCCAAGCAUGUCCCUUUAGGAUACAAUAAUGUCCCUUUAUUUAUUGUGAUCGAUGAUGAGUCUUUUUUUUGCUGAGGAACAAGUCCAACUAACCACAAA